AUGUCUUUCGCAGAAGAAGCCAAAUCAGACGUCCCCUUGCUCCCAGAGGUCCACUCGGGAAUCCCCGAGUUCCUCUUGGAGAAGGCAAAGGGUGCCAAGAACUGGGUCUUUGAGGGGCGGACAAAACCCCAGAAGGAAAGACAGAGAUUGCCUGUCCUACCCCAAGGAAUCGAGCGGGAGGCAUUUUUCGCUGCCCUGGACGAGCUGAGCGGGCAGAUAGGGGCGGAGAAUGUUGAAGUCAACGAUAAGCCGCUCAAAGAUGGAUGGUACAUGGAACACCCCAACACUCAUGACAUGAUGACCAUCCUUGACGAAGAGGAGCUGGUUGCCUCAGCCGUUGUUUACCCAAGCAGCACUGGGGAGGUGCAGGCGAUCGUGCGUUGGGCAAACAAGCACCUCAUCCCCAUCUAUCCCAUCUCAAUCGGCCGCAAUUUGGGCUACGGCGGAGCAGCCCCCAGGGUCCGCGGCUCGGUUGUGCUGGACCUUGGGAAGCGGAUGAAACAGAUCAUUAACAUCGAUCCCGAUGACCACACCUGCCUUGUAGAACCAGGCGUGUCCUUCUACGCAUUGUACGAAGCCAUCAAGGAGAAGGGCUACGACCAUCUCUGGACUGAUCCGCCAGAUCUCGGUGGCGGUUCCAUCAUAGGCAACACCCUCGAUAGAGGUGUCGGCUAUACCCCGUAUGGUGACCACUGGGCCUGUCAUUCGGGCCUUGAGGUUGUCUUGCCCACUGGAGAGGUCUUCCGCACAGGCAUGGGAGCGCUUCCUGGGAGCAACACUUGGCAAACAUUCCCAUACGGGUUUGGCCCCUAUUCCGACGGCAUAUUCUCGCAGUCGAACUAUGGCAUCGUGACAAAAAUGGGCAUGACUCUGAUGGCAAAUCCGGGCGGCCACGAGAGCUUCAUGUACACGUUCCAGAAGGAGGAAGACCUCGCACAGCUGAUUGAGAUAAUCCGACCCCUCCGUAUCUCCAACAUCCUCGAGAACGUCGCCCAGCUCCGGCACGUAAUCCAGACGAUUGCGGUGCGCGGCCAGCCGCGGACGACGUACUACCAGGGCAGCGGCACGAUCCCGGACGACGUGGUGCACGCGACGGCAGCGACGCUGCCGACGGGCGACUGCACGUGGAUCUAUUACGGCAUGGCGUACGGGCCGGCGCACAUCCGGCAGCACAAGCUCGGCAUCAUCGACGCCGAGUUCAAGCGCGUCCGGGGGGCUCGCCGCGUCGACCCGGCCACGCUCCCCGCGGACGAGUACUUCUGGUCGCGCGACCGCAUCGCGUCGGGCGUGCCCGACCUGCACGAGCUGCGCUGGGUCAACUGGGUGCCCAACGGCGCGCACGUGGCCUUCUCGCCCGUCAGCCCCAUCCGCGGCGCCGACGCCGAGCGCCUGCUCGCGCUGGCCAGGCGCCGCCACGACGACGCCGGCUUCGACUUCUUCCCGGCCUUCUGCGUCGGCCUGCGCGAGAUGCACCUCAUCAUCGAGAUCGUCUUCGACCGCGACGACCCCGAGAGGCGCGCCGCCGCCAUGGCGUGCCUGCGCCACAUGAUUGACGAUGCUGCGGCGUGCGGGUAUGGCGAGUACAGGACGCACCUGGUGCUGAUGGACCAGGUUGCGGGGACGUAUAGCUGGAACGAUAAUGCGCUGAUGAAGUUCAACGAGAAGCUCAAGGACGCGCUGGACCCGAAUGGUAUCCUGUCGCCCGGCCGGUGCGGCAUCUGGCCGAAGAGAUACAGGGGUCGUGGGUGGGAGAUGACAAAAGAGAGUGGCAAUGCGUCCGAGGGUAAGGGGGUUGAGCCGGCUUAG
Molecule: messenger RNA, 1806 nt
Organism: Phialemonium atrogriseum
Lineage: Eukaryota; Fungi; Ascomycota; Sordariomycetes; Cephalothecales; Cephalothecaceae
Product: putative vanilly-alcohol oxidase
Exons: 7
Coding region: 1-1806 (601 amino acids)
Biological process (GO): lactate catabolic process
Cellular component (GO): mitochondrion
Molecular function (GO): FAD binding; D-lactate dehydrogenase (NAD+) activity; D-lactate dehydrogenase (cytochrome) activity
Source: RefSeq, a predicted model, not a curated record